CAAUGCUUAACAGCUAGGCAGAGUUGACAUGCGCGUGGAAUCGCGUCCGUGAAACGAACAGGGAGAGUGCGCGUUCCUGAUCAGUAGUAGCACACUUUCAUCGUAGCGAGGAAAGUGAGUAAGUCGAGUGAUUCGUUUCGUCCACGUCUGAGGAAUCAUCCACGCUAUACACACGGUAUACACGAGCGCGCGCUCUGCCCACGAAAAUCAUUUGCACGAGUGAGAGAGCUCGUAGCAAAAAAGAGAAAGAAAGAAAGAGAGGAGUAAGCAUUAAGAGAAAGGAAGAAACAUCUCGGCGAAUUCUAUUCGAUCCAGGAAAAAUUAUCGUUUUUUACCCGUGUAAUCGGGUGGGGUGCUUGUUAAGAGAACGAAUUGUUCAAGAAAGUCGAAAUAACAAGGAAUUAAUAAUUGUGCAGCGUAUAGAAUUCUAUUCGUAUAGAAAAAUACGAAUAGAAAAAUACGGUAUAGAACAAUAUUUAAUAUCAAAUAUGUUUAAAUAUAAUAUAUAUAUAUAUGAUGUGAAUAAAGAAAGAAAGUAAAAAAUGAUUCAUGAAGUCGCGUGUCCAUUCGGUUUCGCCCUUUCCAAGGGGAGAAUAGAGGAGGCGUGAGGUAGAUGAAUCAUUGAGUCGGCCUCUGACGUGUCGAAUAAAAGAGGGAGGCGAUCGAAGAAUCAAAGCGGGGCAAGGUUGCAAACCAAUUUCCAACAAGUAAAUAAUUAUACUGAAAGAUGAGUAAAAAUAACGAGAAUGGAAUAUCUCUGGCAACACCUCCAGCUAUUCACGUUGGUCCCAUAGUGAAUCCAGGUACUAAUGAAACCAUUUCUAUCGUAAUACCAUUAGCAACUGUUACCAGUCAAAAAAUUGAAAAUUCAUGCAAAGAUUGCAAUAAAGAUGCCAAACAUUCCUCUAACAAUGUCAAUUCUCGACCAAAAAAUGAUAAAACCAAGGGAUGUCCUUAUCCUGGUUGCACCAGAUAUGGUAGAGCUUUCUCUAGAGCACACGAUCUGAAACGCCACAUUGCUCGUCAUGAAAUGAGAAAAGAAAAACUAUGUGAUUAUGAAAAUUAUAAACAACGGCAGAAUGAUAAAGAAAGUAUUGAGAGUAUAACAAAUGGAAUAAUCAAUAGGCAACAUAUUGUUUGGAAUAACGAAUCACACGAAAAAUCUUAUUCCUGUUUACACUGCAAGAGGAAGUACACUAGCGAGAUUAAACUUAAGGCUCAUAUGAGUUCUCAUGAAAAGAUUCCAGGCAAGAAUAUGUGUGCUCUAUGUGGAACAUGUUCCCGAAACGAAGAAGAAUUACAAGAGCACAUGAAACAGCAUACAGCAAACAUAUUAGAAUCUCAAGCAGCAUUAGAGAAUGGUGAAAAGGAACAACCAGACAAAGAAGAUGACUUCCUGCUCGAGGAAAUGUUACUUCUCAAUAAAAAUCCACGAAGAACUAUGCAACAAGAAAAAAAUAAUUCAAAUACAGUAUCUAAGAUAAGAUGUGACUACUGUUCCAAAACUUUCAAAACCAAAUGGACAUUGAGCUCCCACGUAGCGGCUCAUGAAGGCCGUUUUCAAUUUGAUUGCGGUCAAUGUGGUAAAAAAUUCGUCAGAAAAAGCCAUUACGAAGGUCACAUGAGAUCCCACGAGGCUGCAAGACCUUAUGUUUGCGAACAAUGUGGAAAAACAUUUAAAGAAUUGAAACACAGAAGAGAACACACUAAAAGGAAACAUCCUACCAAUCAAAACGCAAUCCAAACACUUCUGGAUAGCAUUAGCCCUUGUGGAUCUGAGGAAGUACCCGUGGAUCAAACGAAGUUCACGCUUUUGAUGCCUGUUAAUUUUUCCGUGUAGUCUUGAACAUGAUUUAUCCUAAAAUAGUUAAAGAUGAUUAGAUAAAUGCAUAAUCUUGUUAAGUAUGGAAAACGAUAAAAAUUUUGUUUUAAUAUGAUACAAGAAUUUUGACAUUAAUUUUGAUUUUAAAUUUAGAAGAUGUUAAUUCCUUUUUUAAUGAGGAUUAACGAUAAAACAGGGUUUGAAGAACUAAAGUAAGAUUUAAAAUGAAAGUUUUUAGAAAACAGUUUCUGAAGGAUUGCCCUUUUAUAAUUGUAUAUUGUGGAAUGAUAUAUAUUGUGAAAUGAAAUUUUAUGAGAAAUUAUUUUUAUGAAAUUUUUAUUAUUUUAGACUUUACUAAUUUUCAAUGAAUUAUUUAUUUCACAAUAUAUAGAAAAUUGAUGAUAUAUAGUCAUUAUAACAAUUGUAAUUAUUCUUGUACAUUCAAAAUUGCGAUUAUAUAUAAUUUAAAUAAUUUUAAGAUUCUAUUUUUUUGUGUCAAUAAUUAAACAAACUGUAUAUUAUUUCUUGAAAUAUACAGAUUAGAUAAACCAAAGACAAUCUCAACAUAAAAAUGACAUACAAGCUGUACAUAUAUGACUCUAAUAAAUCAAUAAAUCAAAAAAAAUAAAUCAUUAUAAAAAAUAAA
This is a messenger RNA of Apis cerana (Asiatic honeybee), 2468 nucleotides long. RefSeq names its product zinc finger protein 569. Gene Ontology annotation, biological process: regulation of transcription by RNA polymerase II. Gene Ontology annotation, molecular function: DNA-binding transcription factor activity, RNA polymerase II-specific. Gene Ontology annotation, cellular component: nucleus. The record is from RefSeq and is a predicted model, not a curated record. NCBI's taxonomy places the organism in Eukaryota, Metazoa, Arthropoda, Insecta, Hymenoptera, Apidae.